CUUCCCAACGCUUGCGCACUGCCGUAGUCAAUCCGGUUGAGUCUUUUUUCGUCGUCGUCGUCGUCGUCACUCGACUUCCCGCACCGUCCGUCCUCAUUCACCGUCAACCAAUCACGAGAGCUAACCGCAAGAUAGUCGGCCGCGAUGUCUAUGAGUCGGUCUCGCGCUCGAGUGUAUGCCGACGUCAACACACACAAGCCGCGUGAAUACUGGGACUAUGAGCAGCACGUCAUCGACUGGGGCAACCAGGACGACUACCAGAUUGUGCGCAAACUGGGCCGAGGAAAGUACAGCGAAGUGUUCGAGGGCAUCAACAUCACGAACAGCGAAAAAGUCGUAAUAAAGAUAUUGAAGCCCGUCAAGAAAAAGAAGAUCAAACGAGAGAUAAAGAUUCUGGAGAAUAUCAAGGGAGGAACAAACAUCAUCGCUCUGCUUGACAUAGUAAAGGAUCCCGUGACUAGAACCCCUGCUUUGAUAUUUGAGCAUGUAAACAACACAGAUUUCAAGCAAUUGUAUCAGACGUUGUCAGACUUUGACAUUCGCUACUAUCUCUUCGAGUUGCUGAAGGCUCUAGAUUACUGUCAUAGCAUGGGCAUUACACAUCGAGACGUUAAGCCACACAACGUGAUGAUCGAUCACGAGAACAGAAAGUUGAGGUUAAUAGAUUGGGGUCUUGCUGAGUUUUAUCAUCCCGGGCAGGAGUAUAAUGUGAGGGUAGCGUCACGAUAUUUUAAGGGUCCAGAGUUGCUCGUUGACUUUCAGGAGUAUGACUACUCAUUGGAUAUGUGGAGCUUUGGCUGUAUGUUGGCUAGUAUGAUAUUUCGCAAAGAGCCGUUUUUCCAUGGACAUGACAACUACGACCAGCUGGUACGUAUAGCGAAGGUAUUGGGGACGGAGGAACUACAUGAAUACAUGGAGAAGUAUCACAUCGAUCUUAAUCCGAGAUUCAAUGAUAUAUUGGGAAGACAUUCACGUAAGCGAUGGGAGAAAUUCGUCAACCCUGACAACAACCACUUAGUCUCAAGCGAAGCUCUUGACCUGCUCGACAAACUAUUGAGAUACGAUCACCAGGAGCGAUUGACGGCAAAAGAAGCGAUGGAACAGGCAUACUUCUUUCCGGUCGUGAAGCAUCAUGAGCACAUCAAAUCCGAUCAAGCGAGAGCUGCGGGGGCAGCAGCAGCAGCGGCAGCAGCAGCUGCAGCGAUGCUACCACAAGGUCCAAUGAGUCGAGUGAUGCCACUUGCGGCACCGAUGGUGAGCUCCUCGCCCAUCUCGUCGAUGACGGCGUCUGUAGGCAUGGCUGUUCGACCUACAAGUCCGACUCAAGUUGUUCUCCAGCCGCAGGUGCUGCAGCCUGCGAUCGCCGUGCCGACUGAGGUCCCUGGAGUCCAGACCUUACAGAUAGCGCAGACGAGUAUGCAAACGCAUGCUGGAUUGGUGGGGGCGUUGCCGUCCGGCGUAACUCAACCUCAGUGAUACUGAUAGAGUGUAGUGAGCGUUUGUAGUUGUGUUGUGUGUCGCAUUGUAAUGUGACUAGUGAUGAAAACGAGUUGGUCUAGAGUGUGUGUGUGUAUGUGUGUGUGUGUGUGUGUGUGUGUGUGUGUGUGUGUGUGUGUGUGUGUGUGUGUUUGAUUGCUGCCGAGUGGAUGGAUGGUCGGGUGUGUACAUACCGAAGGGACUCUUGUUGUAUUGGAGAUUUUCUUGUUUGUGGGAUUGCUAGUAGUCGCUGUUCACAGUUGACUUGGGCCACAACUGUUGAUACUAAUAUUUUUAGUUAUUGAUAUUAAUGUUUUAAUAGCUACUAAAUACUGUAUCUGCUGUAGGCAAAUACAUCUAUUCCAUUAGGCUGCUA
Molecule: messenger RNA, 1852 nt
Organism: Corticium candelabrum
Lineage: Eukaryota; Metazoa; Porifera; Homoscleromorpha; Homosclerophorida; Plakinidae
Product: casein kinase II subunit alpha-like
Exons: 13
Coding region: 145-1476 (443 amino acids)
Biological process (GO): regulation of cell cycle; peptidyl-serine phosphorylation; peptidyl-threonine phosphorylation
Cellular component (GO): nucleus; cytosol; protein kinase CK2 complex
Molecular function (GO): ATP binding; protein serine/threonine kinase activity
Source: RefSeq, a predicted model, not a curated record